Messenger RNA from Aureococcus anophagefferens, 543 nucleotides. RefSeq lists its product as hypothetical. Bases 1 to 543 code for a protein of 180 amino acids. Lineage: Eukaryota; Pelagophyceae; Pelagomonadales; Pelagomonadaceae. Gene Ontology annotation, molecular function: oxidoreductase activity, acting on single donors with incorporation of molecular oxygen, incorporation of two atoms of oxygen. The record is from RefSeq and is a predicted model, not a curated record. The transcript has a single exon.
AUGGCCGCCGUCGACGCCGCGGACCUCGGCGUCGGGCCCGGCGCCUGGUGCGCGGCCGAGGCGCGGUCGGGCCGGCGGUGCGACGUCUGGCACGUGCCCGUCGCCGAGUCGCCGGACUACAGCAUCUGCGUCUUCCUCCUCGGCCCCGGCGCGCGCAUCCCCGCGCACGACCACCCGGGCAUGACGGUCCUCUCGAAGAUCCUCCAGGGGUCGCUCGACGUCGCCUCCUUCGACAUCGUCGCGGACAACGGCGACGGCACCUUCGCCGCGGCCGCGCGGUGGAGGACCGUGGAGGCGCCGCGGUUCUCGGAAUUGUACGCGACGCGGGACAACGUCCACGAGUUCGUCGCGGGCCCCGAGGGCGCCUGCGUCCUCGACGUGCUCUCGCCGCCCUACGACGCCGCCGGCGGCCGCGACUGCCACUACGUCCGCGUCGUCCGCGCGGACGGCGCCGCCGCGGUGCUGGAAGUGUACGCGGACGGCGUCGAAAAAAACAGACUUCAAACCUCUCUAUCUCGAUCAAAUCGAAGUCGAUUUGGCUGA